AUGUCUAACGUGGGUUACGAUCUUGAUACUUCGGGUGGCUUAAUGCCUCUCAUUCGUGCUCUUAUAAAACCGCCCGAUGAAGAUUUGAACGCACAAAAACCAAAAAAGCCUCAACAUCCAUAUUACAAAAGGCCUGGUAAAGGACAUAACCAUGAUUCCUGUGAUGCGUGCAGUGAGGGUGGAGAUUUAAUUUGUUGCGACCGUUGCCCUGCCAGCUUCCAUCUUGGAUGCUAUGAUCCACCUUUGGAUGAGAGUGAUAUCCCAGCAGGGCUGUGGUUGUGCCGAGAAUGUCGUGCUGCAGAUGAGCGACAGUCCUCUUCGCGUGGCUCCCGUGCACAAUCACCUGCUGAUAAGUCUGACACCGAAAAGAAGUCAAGGUCUCUUCGGAAUAGUAGGGCCAAUUCAUUAACUAAAAAGAAGAACAAUGAAGGCAGUAAGGAACCAGAGGAAGAAGAAGAGAAGAAAGAACUCACACCAAUGGAAAUUCUGGUGAAAGCAGCUAAGGUUAUGAAUCCCAAACAGUUUGAGCUACCGCGUGAGAUGAGAAUUCCUUGCAUUUUUCCUGGAACAGAAAAAGAGGGCAGCAAGAACGGUGGGCCAUCAGUGGUGACCGUGGACGCGUGGGGCUGCGUGCCGCUGCCGGCCAAGUCGUGCUACGUGUGCCGCGCCACCUGCAAGGCGGCACCGCUGCUGCAGUGCGACUACUGCCCGCUGCUGUUCCACCAGGAUUGUCUGGAUCCGCCACUCACCGCCCUACCAACUGGCCGUUGGAUGUGUCCCAACCACGUUGAAAAGUACAUUGAUUGGAAGCUGGUGAACUCGAUCUCAAUGACGGAGCGCGUAGCGCUAUGGGAUAAAUUCUCAGCUCCGGUGGAUCAGCAUGCCAUCAAAAUAGAUUUCAUAAGGCGAGCGAGACGUGCCCGCCCGGCUUUCCGGCUGAAGGCAUGGGGAAUACGGGGGCGCGUGGUGGUGCCGGGCAUGGUGCGGCUGCACUACCGCCGCCCGCCGCCGCUGCUGCCCAGCCGCCGCGACCACGUGCGCUGCACCGCCGUGCUCCAGAAACUGAAAGCCAGCGGCGUGUACACGGAGUCUGAGGACGAAGAUGGACCCAAGCACCAAAUCUGCAUGAACACAGCGUGCCCGCAGUACUCUGGAGAAGGCCCGUGUCCGCUGCAAGGUGCGAGUGAAGAAGAUGCUGCUGAUGACCUUGAAGCUAUUACUAAACCUAAGAUUGAAAAAGGCGACUCAUCGAGUGAGCUUUCAGAUUCCGAUUUUGAGUACCUGACAAGUAAAGUGAAAAGACGUCGGGUGUCCACUGAAGGGAAGGCUACGGGAAAGCGGGCAGGCAAGAGUGAGCGUUUGGAGUUGAAGGGUGACGAGGGUGUAGAAGAAUUGUUGGCCACUGUGGAGGAACAAUUGAAGAAGUUGGAUGAAAGGCUGAUUAAGUUGCUUGCUUGGCAGCAGUUGCAACAGAUCGCGUGCGGCGAGGUGGCGGCGGGCGCGUGGCGCGCGUGCGGCGCGGGCGCGGCGGCGGGCGCGCGGCUGCUGCGCGGCGUGGACCGCGCGCGCCUGGCGCGCCUGGGCGUGCGGCGCGCGCAGCUGCCGUCCGAGCUGCUGGCGCGCGCCGACCGCGAGCGCAUCGCGCGCCUCGUGUGGGGCGCGCCGCCGCCCGCGCGCCGCCCCGGCCCGCCCCCCGCGCCGCCCGCGCCGCCCGCCGCGCGCGACCUGCCCGUGCGCGCCACGCUCUGCCCCGUCAAGCCUGGCAGACACGGCGGCGACGCUGCGAUUGGUACAGCGAUCGCGAUGCGGCUGUCCAGCAUCAGCAUCGGCUGCGAGGGCUGCGACGUGCCGCUGUCGGCGCGAUGCCGCCACGCGUCGCGCUCGCACGCGGUUAUCUUCUGCGAUGAGGUGACGGGCCACUUCGAGCUCAUCAACUACUCGGAGUUUGGUAGCCGCGUAAACGGUGUGCUGUAUACUUGCGACGCGGCGCCUCGUGACCGCCCGGGACCUGGUGGUGGUGGUACAGCUGGUGGUGCUGCCGAUGCUGGAGAGGCAGAGCGCGAGGCGGAAUUGCGUGCGCUCGUCAGCCGCCGGCAACCAAAACCCUUCCGUCCGAACGGGUCGCUGACGGUGCGUCCUUCGUGGGAAGACGAGGAGGGGGAGUGCAGGUGCGAGGGAGGGGGUGCGGCGGCGAGUGCGGGCGCGUGGGAGGGCUCGGCGCUGCUGCAGCACGGCGCGCUGCUGCAGUUCGGCUGCCACAUGUUCGUGUUCAGCGUCGCGCACAGCACCCCGCCCUCCGCAUCACCUACAUCACCCGCAUCGCCCGCAUCACCCACAUCACCGCCACGCUGA
Messenger RNA from Parnassius mnemosyne (clouded apollo), 2352 nucleotides. Lineage: Eukaryota; Metazoa; Arthropoda; Insecta; Lepidoptera; Papilionidae. The record is from the annotation of a GenBank genome assembly.